AUGUGGCGCAACAGCGACGGCCGGUGGCGACUCGGCGGCCACAAGUCGCGUCGCCGGCUCGUGCUCUUCCUCGCUGCCACCUUCGCCUACCAGCUAGCGCUCUACUAUGUCUUUCCAGCGCUCUGCGUCAUCUGGUUCUGCGCGUACCCGUUCUGGCUCGCCACGAACAUGCUUCGCUGCGGCCAUGGCCGGUCGUGGGCGACCUACCGCGACCGCCUGAACCACUACACGAGCCGCACGAUCGGCUUCUUGUGCCGCAUUGAUGUGCACCUGCUCAACGUGUACGAGCGCAAGUCGAUCAUCGAGACGGACCCGAAGCGGCCAGCAACAGCGAGCGUUUGCCUUGUGCUGAGCCUUAUGGUGUACUUUUACGGCUGGAAGGCGUGGGCGGUCAAGUACAUCUUGGAACUCAUCUUCUUCCUCUGCACGCUCGGGUGGCACCAGAUCUACACGCCGGCGACGACCACGACGACGCCUGAUCGCACAACGACCGAAGGCUCAUACGACGUCACAGUCGGGACCAUGGCCGCGGCGCUGGGCAUUUGGUUUGGAGCCUACGUCGUCAGCCUCUGGUUCGCCAACAUUAUCAACACGGUCACCAACGCGUGUACGGCGCCCGUCGUGCGUGAUAAGCUCUCGGGCCACGACUUUAUGCUGCCAGUGCAAGGUAGUGCCCUCCCGGUGCCCAAGCCUGACGAAGGCAGUGACGCACCGACCGUCCCUGCCCCUCCGAUUACGUCGAAGCGCAGCGAUUUGUUUUGCAUUCCGGUUCCGCUUGAGCCCUUUGUCCAAGGCCAUACUGGGCAGGCUCCGGGUGAUUCUCAGGUCAUGCCGUCACCGCCGGCUGUACCGUCGCCACCAACCAUUCCGUCGCCGCCGACGCCGCCAGCUAUAAUACCACCCGUGGCGCGGCCGCCGAGCCAAAGAAGCGACGGCCGAAAGACUAAUGUCGGUCGGCUCACCACUCUCGAGGUGUCACCGCCUCAACUGACGCCAUACACUGCGCCAGCACAACGCGACGAAGACGCAGAAGAGCCAUCAAUUGUCGACGUCAAAAUGCGAGCUACGAUGCAUUCGACGCCCAAGACUUUGUGA
Molecule: messenger RNA, 1095 nt
Organism: Saprolegnia diclina VS20
Lineage: Eukaryota; Oomycota; Saprolegniomycetes; Saprolegniales; Saprolegniaceae
Exons: 2
Coding region: 1-1095 (364 amino acids)
Source: RefSeq, a predicted model, not a curated record